CCUUUCUCUCCCAACCCACCACUUCUCUCUCCCCACCUCUUCCUCUCUUCAUCUUCUGCUUUUCUCUCUCCAGCCCUCUUCCAACAACUUUGCUUCCUCCCAUCGCUCUAUCACAAAUUGCUAUCCAUAUUCUAUUCUUUUACCACCAUUUCUCUCAUCUCUACACUGGCGUCUCAUCAUCUUCACCCCAAACAUACCAUACCGCAACCUAGUCGAUCAAUCCUGUCGACUGCAACCUCGACUUCAACAGCACUGAAGAGAGUUUUGGAUCUCACACAUUCGAAUCAAACACAUCCGACACCGACCGUUCACCUGGCACGAGCCCUAAGCUUUGUUGCUCUGCCCACGUGGCCAGGCAGUCGAUCCUGCAGAUGUACAUCGGAUACAGGGUGUCCAUGA
Molecule: messenger RNA, 399 nt
Organism: Podospora pseudopauciseta
Lineage: Eukaryota; Fungi; Ascomycota; Sordariomycetes; Sordariales; Podosporaceae
Exons: 2
Source: RefSeq, a predicted model, not a curated record